AUGAUGCACGACGCCGACCGCGGAACCGCAGGAGGUUUUUCAUGGGAGUCGUCUGUGGCCGUCAAUGGCAUGUACCUGGCGACAAUGAAAGCGCUCACACACCACAGGGUCAGUCUCGGAGGAGGAGGCGUAGGUGCGGUAGACCGACGAAAAAGUUUUGGACGCAGUCAGCUGGACCGCUGCAAAAUGCUCACCGCGGCCGUAAACAAAGAGGACGAACAUGGCAACCGAACAGGAGAUCGCAACUUCCCCAAACGCAUGAAAUGUAUCAACAGCAGCCGGAAGCAGCGAAAUAGGGACUUGCACGCUCCCGUCAAGAAGCUUCGAUCUCUGACAUCAGCGCAAGACGAAAAACAGAAACGGGCGUGGGUAAAACCGGAGAUUAGAGAGAGAAGAGGCAACAGUCGCAUCACAAGUCCGCCAAGGCAGAUGUUGACACCAGCGGGAGGCGCCUCAAACCUCAUUCUAUCUGCCUGCGUUUCUGGACGAAUUCCAUUUGACGCUGACCUGGUUAUAGUCCCUGCGUGCUCGACGAUGCUGGGCUUUGCUUACGCGCUGGUGAGAAUGCGCGCUCUUUUCGAAGUUUGA
Cyanidioschyzon merolae strain 10D is the source of this 588-nucleotide messenger RNA. RefSeq lists its product as hypothetical. The record is from RefSeq and is a predicted model, not a curated record. The transcript has a single exon. The coding region runs from base 1 to 588 and encodes 195 amino acids. NCBI's taxonomy places the organism in Eukaryota, Rhodophyta, Bangiophyceae, Cyanidiales, Cyanidiaceae.